Molecule: messenger RNA, 6266 nt
Organism: Nyctereutes procyonoides (raccoon dog)
Lineage: Eukaryota; Metazoa; Chordata; Mammalia; Carnivora; Canidae
Gene: ABI2
Product: abl interactor 2
Exons: 11
Coding region: 256-1872 (538 amino acids)
Cellular component (GO): lamellipodium
Molecular function (GO): SH3 domain binding
Source: RefSeq, a predicted model, not a curated record
GUCCGUCGGUCGCCGCGGUGACCGUCCUCCGAGGCCGUCGGCUCGCGCCCCGCCCCCGCCCCGCGGCCCCCUCCCCUGUGGCGCGCCGGGGAGGGGGGGUGUUUCUCGCUCCUCCCGAGUUGCCGCCGCCGCCGCCGCCGCUCCUCCUCCUCCUCCUUCUCCUGCUCCUCCUCCCCCUCCUCUCCCCGUCUUGGGUUUCCCAGGCGCUGCCGCCGCCGCUACCUCUGCGGUCUGUAUGAGGAGGAGGAUGUGAAGAUGGCGGAGCUGCAGAUGCUGCUGGAGGAGGAAAUCCCGGGGGGCCGCCGGGCCCUCUUCGACAGUUACACGAAUCUGGAACGGGUGGCGGAUUACUGCGAGAACAACUACAUCCAGUCAGCAGAUAAGCAGCGAGCUCUAGAAGAAACCAAAGCCUACACCACCCAGUCCUUAGCAAGUGUUGCCUAUCUGAUAAAUACCUUGGCCAACAAUGUCCUACAGAUGCUGGAUAUUCAGGCAUCCCAGCUACGGAGGAUGGAAUCUUCAAUCAAUCAUAUUUCACAAACCGUUGAUAUUCAUAAAGAGAAAGUUGCAAGAAGAGAGAUUGGUAUUUUGACUACCAAUAAAAACACUUCAAGGACACAUAAGAUUAUUGCUCCAGCCAAUCUUGAACGACCAGUUCGUUAUAUUAGAAAACCUAUUGACUAUACAAUUCUAGAUGAUAUUGGACAUGGAGUAAAGGUGAGUACCCAGAAUAUGAAGAUGGGUGGGCUGCCGCGUACAACACCUCCAACUCAGAAACCCCCCAGUCCCCCUAUGUCAGGGAAAGGGACACUUGGGCGGCACUCCCCCUAUCGCACACUGGAGCCAGUGCGUCCUCCAGUGGUACCAAAUGAUUACGUACCUAGCCCAACCCGUAAUAUGGCUCCCUCGCAGCAGAGCCCUGUGAGGACAGCUUCUGUGAAUCAAAGAAAUCGAACUUACAGCAGCAGUGGGAGUAGUGGAGGAAGUCACCCAAGUAGUCGGAGCAGCAGUCGGGAGAACAGUGGAAGUGGGAGUGUGGGUGUUCCCAUUGCUGUUCCUACUCCCUCUCCUCCCAGUGUCUUUCCAGCCCCCGCUGGCUCUGCCUCUGCUGGUACUCCUCCCCUUCCUGCUACUUCUGCAUCUGCCCCUGCCCCUCUUGUUCCUGCUACUGUCCCUUCCUCCACUGCCCCAGACGCUGCUGCUGGGGGGGCCCAGACCCUUGCUGAUGGCUUCACUUCUCCAACUCCCCCUGUUGUUUCUUCCACUCCCCCUACAGGUCAUCCUGUUCAGUUCUACAGUAUGAAUAGACCUGCCUCUCGCCAUACUCCCCCAACAAUAGGGGGCUCGUUGCCCUAUAGACGCCCUCCUUCCAUAACUUCACAGACAAGCCUUCAGAAUCAGAUGAAUGGAGGACCUUUUUAUAGCCAGAACCCAGUAUCUCUUGCUCCUCCUCCUCCCUCCAUCCUACAGGUAACUCCUCAGUUACCUUUAAUGGGAUUUGUGGCCAGAGUCCAAGAAAAUAUUUCAGAUACACCACCACCACCACCACCUGUGGAAGAACCAGUCUUUGAUGAAUCCCCCCCUCCACCUCCUCCCCCAGAAGAUUAUGAAGAGGAGGAAGCAGCUGUGGUUGAGUAUAGUGAUCCUUAUGCUGAAGAGGACCCACCGUGGGCUCCAAGGUCUUACUUGGAAAAGGUUGUGGCAAUUUACGAUUAUACAAAAGACAAAGAAGAUGAGCUGUCCUUUCAGGAAGGAGCCAUUAUUUAUGUCAUCAAGAAGAAUGAUGAUGGUUGGUAUGAGGGAGUUAUGAAUGGAGUGACUGGGCUCUUUCCUGGCAAUUAUGUUGAGUCUAUCAUGCAUUAUUCUGAGUAAAGCUCAGCAGCGCUGUGUCCCCUCACAGGAAUAGUCAGGUCUUCCCAGAUUAUCAAAAGGCCCUGGGGAUUCCCCUCCAAUGAAAUGCAGGAAGGAUACAAAUGACACAAACUAUUUGUUUUUUUGGUUUAUUCCCCAGUAUUAAAAAAGCAAGCUGAAUCUGAACAAAUGGAUCUUUCUGCCGUUAUUUGUACUAUGCUGAGCUGUCUGGAUUAAAAUAGACCAUUUCUAAAUAUGUCAGAGGUAAAACAGCAUAUAACCCUGUAAAACAAAUCAGGUUAAGACUGAUUCAGAAAAUCUGGGAUCUUUCUCAGGAAUACUGUACACCCUUGGGAUUUCUCCUCCUGCAGAAUCUGUGGCAUUGGAUGUUCUCAGUGCCUGUGCUAAAGGGUCAGCCUUGCGGCCUAGUGCCGUACCCUAGCCCCACACUUUCUUCUACUUGUAUGAGGAGGAGUGAACUAGUAUUUAAAUAUCCUACUUAACCGUUUUGAUAACCAUUUCGAUGGCUUAUUUCUUCCUCUUAACACUGUAAAUUCUGCAUUCUCUCAGCACUUGAGUGCACCAAGUGAGUUAAUGCUGCAGACUUGCAUUGACUUCAUGUUUUUCAGUUUGUAGAUUGAGGAUGAUGAAAUGAGUCCCCAAAUAUUCUGAGGAUGGUUAACAAUUGCUGGUUUGAUUUUACUGUGCUGCUGCUGCAUGAGACUGCACUGCCAGGGAUGGCUUGUGGACCCAGACGUGUGGCGUGUGGUAGCUUGGUUCACACACUGAAGUAGGCAUUGAGGCAAGGUGUGAGCUUUCUGAGGUUCUGAAGAGACUGAACUGGAGGAAAUGUUCUGCUUAGUGGGCUUCCUAGACCGUUGCCUUAGGCACGGUUUCCAGGAAUCUAGGAGGUCAGACCAGCUAUUUUUUUUACUUCUUUCACUAUUUAGGAAAACAUUCUUUUUUGAAAAAUAGCAGUUCUUUUCAGGUCUCUUGACAGUCACUGGGAAUCAAAGGCUUGCUCCUGUGCUCUCUGAAUGUUGUUAAUGGCCAGUGUUAGCUGCUACUGAGUUUGCUCACUUAGUUCUAGGAAAGGUAAAUACUCUCCCAGUUUUGUGAUUGGCUUUUGAAGUUGCUGCUCUUGGCAAGAAUUUGAACCUUUUAUCUCAGACGAAGACUAGUGGGAUAAGAAGUAUGAGGCCAAAUACUUACCCAGUUACAUAGAUAAAAAUUAAGAUAACUUUGAGCAAAACAAUGAUAAAUAUUUUUUUGUCUGUACAAGUUACAGCUUCACAUUCAGUGGAGUUUGUAAGGUCGACGGCUUUAGUCAUCACUUCUUUAAUUAGUUUAAGACCUGAAAAGGUCCAGGAGGGCUUUGCUGCUCAGCAGCUGGAUACUAUGGGGAGGACCCAGCUCCAUGGGUUUGUCCCAGUCCCAGGGGCUUGGCCAGAAGAGCCAUUGGCAGCUAAUUACCCAGUUCUGGGUGAAAGGGGGAGAGUCAAUCACUGCACUUAUUUCAAAUCUGAAGGCCUUGAAAAGGAUAGUGUAGAUAGAGGAAUUUGAUUGAAAACUGAACAAGUGCACUGGUGUAUGAGGGAAUUCAGAUGGUGUAAGCAAAAGUUAAUAUUACACUUGUGAAUCUGUUAUCUGCGCACAAAACUUCAUCACCAUUUAACUGAGACCCAGCUAUAGAGUUCCCUUAUCAAGACUUUGUUGCAAAAUUGCAGAGGUUUCCCCACAAACAAGUUAGCAGUUUUGCUUUUAGAUUUCUUCAACACUUUGAAUUUAGCUUUCAUUAACUUGCCUCCACUUCAUGCUUUUGUCAGGUCAUCUUGACAUUCUUUAUGCCCUGUUUUCCUUUAAAGUGAUGGCCCUGAAUGUCCUCUGAGCUUCAGGUUCCUUAUGUACCAGGACCACCUGCCUGGAGAGGUCAAAGUCAUCUUAGCGUUGGCAUAGAACUAGGAAAACUGUUUUGAAAUCUAGAUGUGUUCCAGUUUUUACUUAAAUAGCUUUGUCCUGAGAAAGCUUAGUGGAUUUUUUAGGCAAGAGGGUAUUUUGAAAUCCAGUAUAGUUCUCACAGCUCACACCUACAGAAGCAGGGAAGAUAAUUGUGCAAAAAAGUUCGUGGUGGUCAGCUUGCCUGUUGGACGCCUGCUGGAUCGUGGCAUGCAGCAGACACUGACGCAGCCCUUCACAGGGAAGGCCUGCGGUGGAGGGGGAUCCACGGGGCAGUGGACUUUUUCUGUAUUAUUUAGUACUAACGUAUACAAUUGUUUUUAAAACACCUGUUGGUUUUCUGCAUAUUUUAAAUUUCUGUACAGUUUUGAAUUCUAUAUAUUGUCUUGGAAGGAUGCUAUGUAAUGAUGACUGGCCAGGCCUACAGUAAUUGGAGACUUUUAAUGUAUGUAAUAUUUCAUAGAUUGCAUGCUAUUAAUAGUCUGUGAAGGUAGUAUUUCUUGAUUUAUUGUAAGUUCCCCCCAUUUAUCUUUUUAUGAACUACAGGAUGGUUGGUAGUAGGAAUUCGAAAUGAAUGCAGAAAUCUUACAGGAUACAUAAUAUUGUGGCAAAGAUGAUCCAAGUCUAAAAUCUGCUGACUAGUAAGCAACCGUUUUAACGGGAUAGAGGGACUCUAAUGGGAGAGGGAUUUUUUUUUCCUUCUGAAGUGCUUCUUUUUUUCCUUAAAAAAGUGACUUAAGAGGCCCCCUCCCCCCUGCCGCUUUGGUACUACUGUUUUAAAGGCCAUAGGGAAAUGAAUGAAAAUACACUUCCUUGUUGACCUUAUGGCCAAGGCAAUAAAUCAAAAACCAAUAUAGUGUGAAGAUCUAGACCUGAGAGAUUCAGCCUGUUGUAUUUGGAAUAAAUAUGAAUCUUUUAAGAUGUCUUGUUCAGUAUUUUCCAUUGUUUGGCUACUUUCUAUCUCCCUCAGGGGCACCUGCUGUUCCCAUCUUAGGGUUGGCAAGGGCCUGCCUGCUACUUUUGCUGUGUUCCUAAACAUCACUAGGUGAGACAUUCUCAUCCCUCCCCUUCUUCUGUUUAUUACCCAGCUAGAGGUUCAUGCAUCUCUACAAUGAUGUCUGUGAUGGAGCUGUGCUCCCCAAGUCUUAUGUUGAUUACAGAGGAAUACUUAGGAUUUUUCUGCCUGAGAGGCAUCAAAAUGAUAGUAGUUUGCUUUUAUCCUUUUGUCUUCAUUUUCUUUAGCAGGUACCUUUCUGCAUUAAGAACUGUUCAUUUUUUUUUUUUUAUUACCUUUUCUCCUGGUGGAGAGAGCAUGACAUGUCCUGAAGGCCACUAAGGGUUUGAUGGAGGAAUUGGCAGGUGACUGCCAAGUCUUCGAAAAGAAUGGGGAUCUGAAUCACUUCCCAUCUGUUCACUUCUGAACUUCUUUGGCCAGGAACUCCUGACUGGUGUUAAGGUGAUGAUUUCCCUCACAUGAUAUACUUAGAAUCAUAGAAUUUUAGAGCUAGCUGAGAUUUUAAAAAUUUUAGUUCAUUUUCAUUUUAACUGAUAAGGUUAGAUGUUUCAUUUCAGGUAACAGCUGGUUAACAACGGUAGAGUUCCUGACUCACACCUGUGCUUUCUACAGCUGUCUUAACUGAAUGUGCUGUAUGUUUCUUUAAAAAUUACGAGUGCUACUUGAUGUCUUCAGGAAGAUACUUGAAAAGAUAUGCUGUUCCAAUAAAUACCAUCAGUGUUCAAACUGUUUAAAGGAGUGUACUCAGCGCAACCUUAAUUAGUGAAAAUAAUCUUCGUGUUAACCCCUCUACUACUACACUCAGUACUAUGUAGCAAAAAUAGGUAACCUGAUUUCAGCAUUGGCAGGAGCACAGCAAACAGCCUUAUCUGAGAGAGCCUUAUUUAUAAAACAGUUCUUAAACGGAGGCGUUGUGCUUAUAACCUUACGUUUACUUCAUGCUGAUCUUUGGUCCUGUUUCUUACUGAGAAUGUCAUAAUUCUUAAAAAAAUUGACAAAUGACACGAUAGGGCCUAGCUGUGUAUAAGUGAUCCUUGCAAAAUGUUUUUUUUUUUUUUUUUUGUAAAACACGAAAACAAAACGUAUUUUCACAUUAUGGUGAAAAUGUCUUUUGCAACUUCAGAACUCUAUGGAAAAGCAAUUUUUCAUAUUUUGUGUCCAUGCAUCUUCUUUCUUAAAAUGGUUUACAAAAAAGAAUGUUAAACAAUUUGUGAUCUGGCCAGUUGUAUUUUUAAGCUCCUGCAGGGAGGGUUGGUGUUCGGAGUUGAGUAGAAAUCAUGCAGGAAAACUUGAGGGAGCAGUCUAUUGCCAGUAAUGUUUCUCGUGUGUGCCAUUAAGCCACCUCCAGAUGAAUGGGGGAAUAUUCACUUUUUAAUUUCAAAAUUGUGAUUUGAAAUUGUUGCUGUGUACUAAGAACUUGACCUAAAUAAAAUUCUACAAAGUA